UAAUUAUUCAGAAUGUUAACACUACUUACAUCUAUCACCGCUUCUCAUCAAGCUUGAAGUUAUCAGCUCUCGUUUUUCUAAAAGGCAACCAAAAUUAGCAAGAUGAAAAAGCUGCCUGAUUUUUAGCCCUGCUCGUAUUGGUGGUGCGAUGGCAAAGCCUUACGUACAGUGCACAAUCCUCCUACUCCUCUUGGUCUCAAGGCUAGCCCUUGCCACCAUUUUCAGGUCGGAGUGUCAGCAAAAAGCGAUAUUCACAUUUAAAAAGAAAGGUUAUGCUUUGAUUGGUCACGUGAUAGACACUCUUGAAGUCGACAGCCAUGGUGACUGCGCCUCUGAGUGCUUGGCCAAUCAGCGAUGCGCUUCGUUCAACCACAAGGAAAAUGCGUGCGAACUAAACGACAAGACAGCGGCUGAGGUGUCAGCCUCAGAUUUGGUCCUUAGGACUGGAUAUAAUUACUUUGAUGCCGCCACAUAUGUUUUGCCGGUUUGUGCCUCUAUAACUUGCGCCAAUGGUGGUACAUGUCUGGAGCUUUGUGAUACAGGUGGUUACGAGUGCAGCUGUGUUCCUGGUUUCUUUGGAGAGAAAUGCGAGACAUGGGGAGGAUGGAAUGGUUCGACAGCCGCUUUGGCAGGCAGAUCCUGUAAUCAAAUCAAAAUCUUUGGCUUUUCUCGGGGAGAUGGGACGUACUGGAUCCGACCAAAGCUGAGCAUCGACGCAUUUGUUGUCUACUGUGAUAUGACGACGGAUGGGGGAGGAUGGACAACGAUAAAAAAGAUGAUUGUCAAAAACCCUCCUAUCACGGCCAUAACCGGGUACUAUGAUUACAGGAAGAUCGCGUAUCCUAUUCCAACAGACACAGUUGUUGCAGCGUCUUCACUAAAUGACCUACGUACCGACAUGGGCUUCGAUCAAAUGCGCUUCUACUGUCAUAAGGCAGCGGUCAAUCGAGUGUUCCAUAUCAUGACAAACAACGACGAGCUCGGGAAACAAGCCAUCAGGUGUUUGAUCCAAAAGUCCACCCCAUGGCCCCAGGCCUGCAAUUCGUUCACUCGCCUUCCCGACGACACUUCCUUCAUAUCAAGGAACUGUCAGUACUGGGGGAGCAGCUGCGAUGGAGUUUGUAACCGUUGGGGACAUUCAAGUUAUACUGGAGAAUGGAGAGCAUACCAUCGCAUCAUGCGUUUUCUUAACCCGGACACAGGGACUACCCACGUAGUUGGCUUUUAUCCAAACCAUUUAUGGUGUGAUGAUUCUGAUAAUACAAAUUUUGCCGCAGGGGAUGAAUUUGCUAUUUAUGUCCGAUGAAACGGCCGACCUUAAAGAUCAGUGUAUGGAAUUUUUUCCUUAUGAAAAUAUAUAUAUACUUUUCCGUUUCUGCCGCUUGCAGAUUUGAUGUUGUUAUGGUUUUGCGACAAUAUGCUAAAUUCUUUUGUAAAUUGUUCCCGCAUGAUAUUUUCAAAAGAAAAGCUCACACAAACACACACACACACACACACAAAAUGCGAAGACUUAAUUCUAUUUUUGUUUUAUAUAUUUAUAAAUCAAUUGGUUACCAUUAUACUCGUUUUAGCGUCCUUCCGAGAAGGGCCCGCCCUUAUAAGCCCCGCCCCCAAGGCGCAAAAAUAUUAAUAGGAGCACCCUUCAAAUGAGAACCUCCACAAAAAAUAUGAAAGAAUGACGGUGAAGGUUACUUUUUAGUACACUCUUUUUUCACAAGAACGUAUUGUUUUUAGUUUCGGCUGGGCCGUUCUUAUGUUUGGGACAUUUUAAGGGUGAAUUAUGUUCUUAACAAUGUUCUUUAAUUUUAGUGUAUAUGAGAAUAUGAUACCCAAUUUAUUAGGAAGAGUAUAGACUAACACAUGAUCAAUAGCAAUAAAAAGGUUGUUUAUGAGCACAAUUUGAUUCUCCAUUUUAGAACGCACCAGGACUAAAAAAGAAACAUUUUUUCUUCUAUCUGAGCCUCGGCAUGUUCUUAGCAUGUUCUUAAAAUUUAUUAAAAUCUCAGGCUGGACAUUCUUAUAAAAAAGAGUGUACCCAAGUUACACUCUCUACUAUCGAAAGACCUUUUCUCAACUAUUUGAUGGAAUUGUAAAAAUGAAUACGCUCUUUUUUUAUAAGAACCUCUAAGAUUCAUUUGAGGCUGGGCCGUUCUUAUUUUUGGGACAUAAGGCUGAAUAUGUUCUUAACGAUGUUAUUAAGUUUUAGUGUAUAGAGUAGUUUUCAAAAUCCGGUGCAACAAAACGUAAUUAGUAUAAUAGUCAAGCCAGAACAAAGGAGCAAUAAUAAAGUUGCUAAUAUGAGCACAAUUUUAUUCUGCAUUUUAGAACGCAUCAGGACUAAAAAAGAAAUCUGCUAUCUGAGCCUCGGCAUGUUCUUAAAAUUUGGUGAAAUCUCAGGCUUGACGUUCUUAUAAAAAAGGUUCUUAUAAAAAAAGAGUGUGUAGGAAAAAUAGAUGUAACACUAUUUAAUAGUUGUAACAGUAUCUAAGUGUAAAACCUAUUUACAGCGAUUAGUCCAGUCAAUCUACCGUAAAUGAUCUAAUAAACGCCCCCUAUCUAAA
Nematostella vectensis (starlet sea anemone) is the source of this 2561-nucleotide messenger RNA. RefSeq lists its product as uncharacterized. Lineage: Eukaryota; Metazoa; Cnidaria; Anthozoa; Actiniaria; Edwardsiidae. Bases 149 to 1306 code for a protein of 385 amino acids. Gene Ontology annotation, molecular function: oligosaccharide binding. The record is from RefSeq and is a predicted model, not a curated record. The transcript is spliced from 7 exons.